CGCUAUCCACUGGUCAGUACAUGACACACUAUUGGCCGCGGAACAACCGCUUCGAUCGAGGAACAAUUCGUUCGUAGGAAUAAAAAAAUUUCUGCUCGCGCGGUUCGAUGCGAUAGAAACUGCAAUACAACGUGCGCGCGUUAAAAAUCUGAAAAGCCGCUCGACUGUCGCUCCGUUUCGUUUCAUGUUGUCCGUUCCUCGAUCGGCAAGGUAUUUCAAAGGAGAAAAGAACGAGCGUUCGUAAAAUUUGUGAUUGAAAUUUUCAGGAAUAAAAAUACUUGGACUUGUGAAGAUACCUCUUUAAUGAUACUCAAAGGUCAGAUCAGAAGGAUAUAAGGAAGAGGCGAUCGCGGGCGCGGUGGUAUGCCGAGAAUUGAUUUAACUGUGAACCAGACCAGUUAAACCAGUUAGACGAAUGUCGCUGGUGGUUGGCAUAGAUUCAGCGUUAAAUUAAUCAGACGCGUUAAGUCCGUCAUCAUGUUCGACAGUGUAAAAGUUCGAAGCCUAUCGAGGGGAUUGCACGGACAGGCUGCCUUCGAAGUGUCCUCUGUCGUGCCUCCGUAAGGGCUCGGAGUACACGACCCUGACCACCACCGCAUUUCUUCGAGCGGGGUUGAGUCGUGUCCCAUCCAUAAUUGAACGGCCAUCUAACCGACACGAAGCCACCACUAUUCAAGCUAUCAGCAUUGAUCGGUGUUCAUUUUCCUGCGAUUAACUAUCGGAUGCGAUCAGGGCGAUUCGACACGGUGGUAGCAGCACGGCAGAUAUUUCAAGUAUCUCAAAUAUCUGAGAUCUGAGAGAUGUCAGGCAUCAUCUCGAAAUGAUUCUCUUGAGGAGCGAACGAUUCUUCUCGACUUUGCGCGCGAAUUACUGAUCAAUCGUCUCCCGACAGUCAUCGCGAUAAUUCGCCGUUUUUGGAGAUAGAAAGAUGUCAUCGGAUCGACUGACGAUCCGAGCAUUGUCUGUCGAAAGUCUUCCGACCUGCGUGAACGUACCUUGAAAGAAACUUAAGAGAAGAUCGACAUGGAUGAUAGCAAGCUGCAAGUAGACGAUGACAGCCAGGUAUACUUAGCAUCGUUCCAAAAUUCGGUUUUGCAUCCCUCGCAUGUGAGAAUAUUUCUCAUACAUAACCACGGUUCGAGACGCGGCAGUUGGAGCACCUUUCUUCAUCCUGACGAGAAUAGCCCGGUCGAGCAUCAGUCCAACGACGACAAAACGACUAGCCCUUCGGGAAACAUCUCGUCUCACGGGUCCUCGGUCAGAUCGACACCGGUGAAGACCGUCAGAUCGUGCAACGGGCAAAGAUCCCCGGAAUUGUUUUACUUGAAUAACAGGGAGAUCAUUUACGAGCCUGAGAAAAAUGGUCUGCCAUUCGGGGGGACGCCCAGUAUCAAGAGGAGAGUGUCGAGAUCCAGUGUGUACCCAUCCGGAACCAACUUGAUCACGCAGGAUGCUUUCGAUCAAGGUCCUAGGCUCACGGCACCAACGACUCCAGAGAUCAAUCCAUCGUUACCGGGAACACCGGUUUCGGUGGACUUUGCCGAGACCACGGGAGAUUCAUUGCCGCCGAAGGAGACGGGGAUCGAUCUUGAGACACUUUAUUUUCGUGAUGGCCAUCGAAGGAUCGAUAUGAUACUGGUCUAUCAGGAAGAGAAUGAAGGUGUGAUGACCGAGCUGGAGGCUCGUCGGCGAGAGCAGAGGCGGGUGUUUCAACAGAAUCUCUUAAAAGAGGGACUGCAGCUUGAACUGGAACCUAAGGAGAAUUCGUUUGAUGGGAAAACAUAUUUUCUGAAAUUACAUAUACCGUGGAAGAUAAAAGUGCAAUACGCUGACGUGAUAGGUCUGAAACUACCAACGAAGAGAUUCAAGACGAUUCCCAUGAAGACUUGGGAGGAGGACACAGACGGUGCCAAAGAAAUAUCCAAGAUCUGGGAGAGGUGGCUGCGCUGGACAGAGUGGAUACGCAAGAUACACACUUGGGAUACGACAAAGUAUUCCGAGGAACCGAACUUUUACGACUAUAUAGAUUCCAGCGAUCGCGAGGAGAGAUUUAUCGUGAAAGAGAGAGACAAUGCUUAUACGCCUGCCCAAAGAUCGUUGAUAGUGAUGCAGAUAUUAUCACGCGCGAGAUAUGACGAGACCAAUGAAAAGUCGGGUAUUCGCAGGCUUUUAGCGGACGGAACGUAUGUCGACUGUUUUCCUUUGCACGAGGGUCCUUAUAAUAGGCCUCUGCGCAACGGAGAAAUCCUUGAUAGGCAUCUGUUGUACUUAAUAUGGGCAAGGCCCUCGCAAUUCUACAAAAAGCAGCCGCUGUGGCUAAUUAGACGGUAUUUUGGCGAAAAAGUUGCCCUCUAUUUCGCGUGGCUGGGAUUUUACACGAAAAGCUUGUAUCCACCAGCGGUGGUGGGACUCCUGUGCUUCAUUUAUGGCCUUGGAAGCAUGGACGGCGAGGACAAUGUUCCCAGCAAGGAAAUUUGCGAUCCUGAUUUAGCUGGAAAUAUCACUCUAUGUCCUCUUUGCGAUAAAGCAUGCACCUAUCAAAAACUAGGCGACUCCUGCCUAUUCUCGAAACUGACUUACCUAUUUGACAAUCCCGCGACUGUCUUCUUCGCCAUUUUUAUGUCUUUCUGGGCCACUACGUUUCUCGAGCUUUGGAAGCGGCGACAAGCCGUGCUAGUUUGGGAAUGGGAUCUUCAGAACACCGACUACAACGAAGAGCCCAGACCUGAAUUCGAGGCGUCCGUUAAAACAUUCCGAAUAAAUCCCGUGACGAAGGAGAAAGAACCAUAUAUGCCCGUGUUUUCCAAAGCCAUACGGUAUCUCGCCACCGGCUCGUUAGUAUUUUUCAUGAUUUGCGUGGUUCUUGGUGCAGUUUUGGGAACGAUCGUGUACCGCAUCUCGUUGGUCGCCGUCUUUUACGGUGGCGGCGGUACUUUCUUGAAAAGACACGCGAAAAUAUUCACUUCCAUGACUGCCGCCCUCAUCAACUUGGUGAUAAUUAUGAUACUCACGCGAAUAUAUCACCGAUUGGCGCGGUGGAUGGUCAACAUGGAGAAUCCGAGAACGCAAACGGAAUACGAAUCCAGCUUUACGUUUAAGAUCUUUCUAUUCGAGUUCGUCAACUUUUACUCUUCCUUGAUUUACAUCGCCUUCUUCAAGGGGAGAUUUUUCGUCCAUCCCGGAGACGCGGACGCGAGAUCAUCAGAGUUUUACCGCAUCAAGACGGACGUGUGCGAUCCCGCUGGUUGCCUCUCGGAAGUCUGUAUCCAGCUCGCGAUUAUAAUGGUCGGCAAGCAAUGCUUCAACAAUUUCCUCGAGAUUCUGUCGCCGAAAAUGUGGAAUUGGUGGCGCAAAAGAACGCAGGUCGCGGCGACCACGAAUCACGACAGAAGGUACACCUGUUGGGAGAAAGAUUAUCAGCUUCAAGAUCCAGGAAGAUUGGCUUUGUUCGACGAGUAUUUAGAAAUGAUUCUGCAAUAUGGAUUUGUGACGUUAUUCGUGGCAGCGUUUCCAUUAGCACCUCUAUUCGCUUUGUUGAAUAAUAUCGCCGAGAUAAGAUUGGACGCGUACAAAAUGGUAAAGGAAGCCCGAAGACCGUUGGCUGAACGGGUGGAAGACAUCGGGGCUUGGUUUGGUAUUCUUCGUGGCGUUACCUAUGUGGCGGUCGUGUCUAACGCCUUCGUUAUCGCGUACACAUCUGACUUUAUUCCGCGUAGCGUGUACGCGUUCGUUUAUUCGCCCACUGAUGAUCUAGUGGGUUACAUCGAUAGCUCUUUGUCUGAAUUCAAUACUUCCGAUUAUCGUGACGACAUGAAGAGCGACGUGGACGACGAACAUCCAGAGACAUGUCAAUACAGGGGCUAUAGAAACGGUCCGGAUGACAUCCAUGAGCCUUACGGACUCAGCCCGCAGUACUGGCACGUGUUCGCCGCGCGUUUAGCUUUCGUCGUCAUUUUCGAGCACCUUGUUUUUGCGCUUACCGGCAUUAUGAGUUACGUGAUACCGGCUGUGCCACACUCCCUGACUACUCAGAUACAACGCGAACGACUGAUCGCUCAGGAAGAGAAAUACGAAAAGGAGAUCAGGGGGAAGGAGGACGAUGACGAUAUACUUUCCGUCUUGAGAGAGGCCGGAAGCAUCGGCAGAGGAAGCUGGGCCAGGCGAUUCAGUAAACUGAGCGACAUUCUGGAUGGUCACGCUGACGGUGGCGUCAGGCACAGCAGGCGCAGCGACAACUCCACAGUAUGGGAAGUCCCGUGAUACUGGACGUGGAUCUCUUAUGUCAUUCGCGCAUUCCAACCAAGAUUCAAUUACAUAUGUAAGAAUAAUAAGAAAUAAAGCCAAACAUCGUAUUUG
This is a messenger RNA of Ooceraea biroi (clonal raider ant), 4356 nucleotides long. RefSeq names its product anoctamin-4. The record is from RefSeq and is a predicted model, not a curated record. Lineage: Eukaryota; Metazoa; Arthropoda; Insecta; Hymenoptera; Formicidae. Gene Ontology annotation, molecular function: chloride channel activity; protein dimerization activity. Gene Ontology annotation, cellular component: plasma membrane. Gene Ontology annotation, biological process: chloride transmembrane transport.